AUGUCAUCUGUCGACCAUGGCCACGAGAAUGAAACAGCCGUAUUACCGGCCGAGCAGAUAACACAAGAUGGCAGCGCUGGCUCUGACACAGACACUGGAGUGAACCCUAAAGCAAACUCGGCGAACAAAGAUGGACCAGAUGCUCCUCACCAUACACGUUCCAACUCUGUCAAGAAGCCCGCAGCAUUCAAGGCAGUAUCUGUCACGAAGAACUUCCUUGCCAAGGCCGGCACCCCUACCGCACCAAACCCCAAAGUCAAUGGCGAGACCAACGCAACGACGACAAAUGGAACCGGCUCACUUCUCCUCGCCUCUCGACCACGGCUCGUCGCAAAGUCUAGCGGGGCAAAACAGGCGAAGACAGCCUUUGGAAGUCGUAAUGGCGCUGGACCAGAUCCCAUGCAAGUCUGGAACAGAAAUAGAUCCACUCCGACACAGCAUGCCCCCAAACACCUCACGGACGAGGAACUCAAACAGCAAUAUGGCAUACAUCUCGCUACGAGAAUCCAGGCAGACGGGGAUGGUAAGGAGGCGAAGUGGGCGGAUAUCGAUGACGACGAGGACGACUGGGCACCGGAGUCGAUCGAGUGGAACGACGGAACAAAGAUAACACUUUCUCAGAACGACUCUGCGGCUCUUCUGGCUGAACACCAAGCUGCGGAAGAAGCUGCCAAGAGACGAGAAGAGGAAUUGGAAAAAGCAAAAGCUGCAAAGACCGCGGCAGAGAAGAAACCCGCUACGAGCGUCGGUCCCAAUGCCACCGUACUGAAGCCUCGAUCUACCCUUCAAUCCAAACCUGGUGCUCCUUUGGUUCUGAAGACGCCCUCUGAGAAGCCUACGCUCGUAUCAAAACCAACCACGAAUGCCCCCGCAAAGUCACCAUGGGCCACGCUUCCACCCGUAGACAAAGUCCCGCCUAUAGAUAUCAACCCUCAAAUCCAAGAUUCAGCUCCACGUUCUUUACCGAAUGGAAUUCAACAGUCUAUCAGCCCUCAGCCACAGAAGGAGCAACCUACCUUAACCCUUGAAGCAGGCUCUUUCAGACGAGGCGGUAGCGACUCUCAAAGAGACAACGUAGGCCAGCUGUUCAAUUCACAAACAGGUAGAUAUGAGCCUGCAAACGCUCCACGACGUGGUUCUGUCCGAAAAGAUAAUAUCCGGGCCCCCUCUGUCCUGCAACGCGUGGGGAAUUCUCAAGAUAUAUGUGUCUCUGGAGAUGCUAGAAGACCCAGCCAAGACGAUCAAACAACAUCAGGCCGGCGAAAGUCUUCAACUGUGAGCGGAGAUAGCGCAUUCCAAGGACGACGGCCAUCAUUCGCCCGCGGUGCUGACGCUGCACCAGAACGUUACGACUCACCCCACUCUCAAGCAGUCGCUUCUCCAUCUUUGUCAGCAUUCCCUCAAUCCGCUACGCAGUCUCCAGCCAUGCAUUAUUCACAGCCCUCAACUGGCUCCGCUUACCAGGCGAGACCUGGAUCAGGGAGUGCUGGCACCUCUGUUGAACAGGACGAGGUUGCUUUGCAGAAACAACUAAUGAAAGAAAAGCGAGAGCAAGCUAUCAAGCGUAAAAAGGAUCUCCAAGAGGCCGAAGAGGCCGAGAAGAAGGAGCGCAUCAAGAAGCUGAUGGAGAGCUUACCUCCCCAAGAGAAGACAACAGAAGUCAAGAAGGAAGCACCAGCCAUGACAAUUGAAAAGCGACCUGCUGAUGGUGAGAGUCUAGAGAACGAGAGAACCGAAGAGAACAAGCCGAAAUUGCAGGAUGCUAAAGUUAGUAAGAACCCUGCAGAGGGCUCGUCAGUCUCUAUGAAAUCUCCACCAAAACCACCUGCUCCAAGUGCUUCCGGCGAACCUCAGCAGUAUGGAAUGAUGAAGGUGCAUGCGCCUGCUCGUAGAGAACCUUUGCAACAAGUUCAAGACACUCUACUUGCUGAGAAGGCCAAAGCUCAGCCCCCGCCCCAAAAGACGACUCCAGUCGAUUUUGACGCACAGCUUGAGCCAGAAAAGGUGGCAGAGAUGCAGUCGUACAGCCAAAGGCCAUCCCCACAUGGUGUGGAUUCGGCCAAACAAGCUGAGAGGGGAGCGAGUAACCAAGCUCUUGGACAAAGACUGCCGCCGGGCCUUGAGCCAAAAACUGGUCUAGAAAAGGAUCGCACACCGCCAGUGGUAAACGGGAUGCCACCACCAAGCAAAUCCGAUCGCUUCUUCCCAAGAUCCCCAGAAGCGCAGAGCCAGCGACAAGGAGGAGAAUUAAGGCAGCAACCCUGGAAUGAUCUACCUCGGGAUUCGAAAAUGUAUGCUCAAUGGAACUCACAAAAUCUCCUUAGAGAGCCAAAUAGUCCCUGGGGAGUGUCUCCGCAGCCAAGAAACUUGGGAAAUGGGCCCUUUGAUCGCACAGUUCAAAGACCCCAGUCUAGGCAGCAAGAGCAAUUUGCCUCCCCCGCUCUCGCUCCCAUUGGACCCCCGAAGCAUCUACAGCCCGUGAAGGAUGGUCGUGACACUUUGAGGACUAACAACAGAAGUCCGGGACCUGUACUGGAGCAUUCUGAAUCAGUUCAAAGCUUUCCCUCUCAAGAACGAGCUGAUGGCAGCCGUCCCGAUUCUUAUGGUCGCUUGGUAGACCCUGAGCAGAGACUGCCAUCGCCCCAAUUUCCUCCUGGCAACCAGAUGCGCGCCCCUAUUCAGAAUCAAAAUAGGGGCGAUCGAGGCAGUGUGCUUUCAGCUUGGAACAAUUUCCAGGUUACGUCGGCCCAAGAAGAGGCUGAAAAGCGUCGCAUACUGCAACAGCAGCUUGACGCAAGGAAUGCAGAAGAACUUCGGACGGGCGUCAAAUACGAGCCUCCAGCUGCCACAUUCAACGAGACGUGGAGACAGGUAAAGACCGAUGAUCAUGGGCCUGGCCGUCAAGUUAUUGGAGUCCAGAAAUCUCAUGUCAUUCCUGGGAUGUCAGCAGCUGCCCAUGGUCCCACCGAAAUCCGUGGCCCAUCGUUCGUAAACUCUAUGGACUUAGCCAAUGCUUUCCCUGGGGGUCUAGGAAGAGGUUCGAGAUACUUUCCAACAGCAGGUCGAUUGCAGGCACAUUAUCAAGAGGCAUUACCUUUCAGCCCAUUCUUUCGUCGCAGCGACUCACCACCACCUCCUGACACGGACGAUCACCCAGUGGCUGCUGCGGAACCUAGACGUAUCACAGUCCGACUGCCAAUUACUGGCAUUGACGAUGACAAUGCACGACCAAAGGUGCGACUGCCUCCAUCGACCGCGACACCUGGUCAAUCUCCACAACCAACUCCGGCGCAACCUUCAUUGUUGCGUACGGCAUCUCAGCCAUUGGUGAACAAUCCGACUUGGCAGGAUAGAUUCAAUGGCCUGCUCGGCGUAAAGAGGGCCUCACUUGACAAGUCACCUGAGAGAAGCAAUGCUCAAUUGUCAGACUUUUCGGCUACCAGAGAACCUCUUGAUCUGCCAACACCAAGAAUCCAAGCAGCGGUAGCGUUACCACCACAUGGUGAACCUAGCAGUCCAGUUGGCCUUAAGGUAGCAUCUCAGGAUCAUCAGGGUGAGGAGGCACUUUUUGAACCCGAAUCAGGAUCUACACCUUCGGUUUUAUUCCCAGCAGUCCUAGGCCGUGUAGCAUGGCUUGAGAAGCCUUUGAGGCGCAACCCGCUCAAACCCCAACCACCGAGUAGCGAGGUCGAAGCCAUCACUAGAGACACCUUGAAUUUCCCGAGACUCUUCAACCAGCAAAACCUUCUGCUAGUUUUUAUCAAUAUCAAAGGUAUGGCCUCGACCAGGUCUAAGCCAAUGCACGCUCAAAAUGGGUUCGUGAAUGCGAAAGAACCUCAACCACAUCAAAGGUCCAGUAGUCAACAGAGCCUUUCUGGCAAGCCAAAGCCCCAAGGGAGAGGGUUCAAGCCUCGCGAAUCGUCUGGCACUCACAGCCACAAUGCGAAAGCAGUCAACCAGAACGGAGGGCACAAAGACACGGGCGCAGGACAGUCUCGCAACAACUUUCGGAAUAAUGCUCGUCCGCAUCCUCGUGGACCAAAUUAUCCCUCCCAGCCACCGCAGCCUGCGGCAUGGGAGUAUGUUAUAGCCACCUAA
Messenger RNA from Bacidia gigantensis, 4098 nucleotides. RefSeq lists its product as uncharacterized. NCBI's taxonomy places the organism in Eukaryota, Fungi, Ascomycota, Lecanoromycetes, Lecanorales, Ramalinaceae. The record is from RefSeq and is a predicted model, not a curated record. The transcript is spliced from 3 exons. Bases 1 to 4098 code for a protein of 1365 amino acids.